This is a messenger RNA of Stegodyphus dumicola, 2667 nucleotides long. RefSeq lists its product as uncharacterized. NCBI's taxonomy places the organism in Eukaryota, Metazoa, Arthropoda, Arachnida, Araneae, Eresidae. The record is from RefSeq and is a predicted model, not a curated record.
CGUUCGUUCGAUACAUUACGUUCGAUGUAAAAACAGCUGAAUUCAUACAUUGGUAGUGGGGGCAGUGCUCGCAAAAAAUGGCGAGGGUAACUUUUGGAUUACUUAGCGUCAUCUGUGUCGUUGCAUUCUCAGCUGCUGUUAAAGGAAAUACUUACAGAGAAAGAAAUUCUUAUCCUCUAUUCCGGUUUGGAAAUUCAUGGGAUUAUGGACAAGAUUUUAGCGACUGGAUAUUAGCAGAGGGCUACAAUGACUCCAGCAGCAGUGAAUCGGAUGAAAGUACAUCAGAAAUUAACAAGUCAUCUAAUGAGUCAACUCCUAUCCAACUGAAGGAUAAAGACUACCGAGAUUCAUCAGAAGGUGAGUAUAUAGAGCUCAGUUCUGAGGCUCAAUCAACAGGAAAUUCCACUAUCAUGCGUACCUCUGAGGAUAAUGCAGUUGCCUCUACGACCCCAUUAAACGCAACGCUGGAAAAGGAAAAAGAAUCUUCUACCACUGCAGAAAAGAUACACGUAACCAGCAGCAGUUCGCCAAUUGGAAAUUAUUCCAAAGAAGACGAAGUUUCGUUUGUUUCAACACCGACUACAUCAAAAAUCACCAACUAUGGAGCUCAGGACAUAUCCCCAAAUUCUACAUUGAAAAUGUACAAUUCUACCUCUGCAACAGAAUCUACUUCUUCAACACAAGUUACAUCAGCAAAUUCAUCCGAAGAGAUUCCUUACACAGCUACACCUGGCGAUCAUUUAAAUACAACCAUAUCUCCAAUAAAAAUAUCAGACACAGAAAAUGAUAGUGAUGCAUCUUCAUUUACAUCUCUUUCAUCGUUAAAUGUCUCCACAAAUAGUCCGACUGUAACAUCAGUGAUAAAUACGGAUGAAACAAGAAACUAUGAAACACAUACAACAGUUUCCAAUAAUGUAACUGCAGACGUAUCAUUUUCAUCGCUAAAUGUAUCCACAAGUAGUCCUACUGUAAUAUCAGUAACAAAUACAAAUGAAACAACAAAGGAUGAAACACGUACAACAGUUUACAGUGAUGUAAAUUCAUCCGCAUCAUUUUCAUCACUAGAUGUAUCCACAGAUAGUGCUACCGUAAUAUCAGUGCUAAAUACAGAAGAAACAACAAGCGAUGAAACACAUACAACAAUAUUCACUGAAUUAACCUCAGGCGCAUCUUUUUCAUCUCUAGACAUAUCUAGCCCUGCAGUAAUAUCAGUAUCAAAUACGGAAGAAACAAAAAGCGAUGAAACAUAUACAACAGUUUCCCCACAGUCAACGUAUUCGCAAUCAUCAUCAAUAGGGUCAAAGUCAUCUUCAACACAGUUAGUGAUCAAAACUACAAAAUUGGCUGAAAUUGCAACUGAAGAAGAAAAAUCAGAAGUUAUUACCGAAGCAAUAUCACCAUUGUCGGAAGGUGCAAAGAACAGGUCUCUAAAACUUGUCGUCUCAGUAGUGUUUUUAAUCAUAGCUCUUGUAUCAAUGGCUGUGCUCAUUACUUACGUGAUUCGCACUAAGCGGAUGGAUGUUCAGUAUGAUGAACUUACACUUCUACCAUAGUGAUGCAUUGUAUCUUUCGAAGCCACAAAACUAAUUUAGAUGGAGCUGAAACUUUCUAACUUUCUGCUGACAUUAUUAUUAUUAUUAUUAUUAUUAUUAUUAUUAUUAUUUGCUACAUAUAUAUACAUGGGUUUUUAACAAAUGAGUUCUUAACAAGAUAAAAAUUUUGCAAUUUUUAAUUGUUAAAAGUAACGUCUGUCAACUUUGAAAAUGACUUGCACUGGAGACCAAUUUUCAAAAAGAUGUAUUUAUUUGGAGUUUGUGUGGUUAUCAGUAAUUGCCCACGUUUACUCAAAUGGUUGUAUUUUUCUAUGAGCUUGUGUUACAGGUGAAAGAGAAUAUGAUACUUUCUGAAAUAUUAAGUGAUUUGUAUCGAAGCAUGUAAGAAAUGACAUUAGAAAUAUAUGUACCAUUAAACGUAAAAAUGCUCUCAUAAAAUCAUAAGUUGGAUAUAUUAUAAAUCAUAUCACUUAAAUGUAUUAUUGAAAAAUAAAAAUAUAAAAAUUAUUAAGAAGUGUUUCUUUCCUUUAAAUCUUUCAGCUGCUAGUUCGCGUAGAAAUCCUCCAAAAAAUCUAACUCCCAAGAAGCUAUUUGAGCGACUUAAAAUCCUUAACCUUCUUCUCCAUUAGUUUCCGACAUAAAUUCUUUUCUUGCUUUAAUUCCAGACUAUAAUAUUCAAAUUUCAUGGAUUAAAGGAUAUAGUGGCCAUUUUGGAAAUGAUCAAGAAGAUGAUUUAGGCAAAGAAAUAGUUCUUGAUAAAGAUGGAUUUAAAUCAUUCUUCCAUGGCCUCGUUCAGAUUUCAAAUACCAACCAAAACAAUUUGUUUCAAAAUAUUGGCAAUUACUAUACAACAGGACAUGGCCCCUUCCUGGCAUAUUUAUAAGCAAUAAAUAUCACAAACUCCGACAUCUGUAUAUGUAAAGAACAAGGAAUUCCUGAUCAUUUCACUUUCCUAAAUGAAAAUAAUCACAUAAAAUUUCUACCAACUGAUCUCUUGGAUUCAAAAUUUCUAAUUAAGGAUAAACAUCAGUAUCCUAAAUUUCAAAAACAAAAAAAAAAAAAAAAAAAAAAAAUAUGAAGCGACUUUCUUCCUACUGCAUAGAUCUUUGUCAAA